Molecule: messenger RNA, 2002 nt
Organism: Lingula anatina
Lineage: Eukaryota; Metazoa; Brachiopoda; Lingulata; Lingulida; Lingulidae
Cellular component (GO): extracellular region
Molecular function (GO): chitin binding
Source: RefSeq, a predicted model, not a curated record
GAAAUAAGUUUUAUGAAAAAAGAUUAAGUCGAAUAAUAUCAGUUCACUCCAGUGAGCGCCGUGACAAAAGUUUCAGUUUACAACUUCUUCAGUUGCCAUGGGACAUUUUCUGGUGCUGGCAGUGUUGACAGCCUUCAUCCUGCCGACUUCCCAAGCCGUGUUCGACUGUUCCGGGAAGAGGGACUACUUCUACAAAGACGACGUCAGCUGUAUCAAAUACUACGAGUGUCGCUACGGGCAGCUAUCGGGGACGUACUCCUGCUCACUAGGGUACUUCUUCUCUCAGGAUAAUGUGGGUUGUGUCUCGGCUACCAGGCUCAUAGAGGACGGGUCGUGUACCAUUCAUGGAUACCGUGCUGGCAUGGCGCCCGAAGGACCUUUCAUCUGUCCGAGAGCUGGCAUGUUUGCUGUAAGCAAGAACUGCUCCCUGUACAACUUCUGUAGCCGCGCGGACGUGGAGGGGAACACUCUGCAGUGCCCGGAACAGUUCUUCUUCAACGAGACCAUGGGAUCUUGUCGCUGGCGAGGCCACUUCAAAGACUGCCUUGAAGAUGGUACCCGAUUCACUCCAACACAACCUCCAACAACCACGCCGAAGCCUACAGAGUGGAAUCCCUGGCGAAGAACAACAAAAAGAAUCACUACCACGCGUGCUCCGACCACCACGGGAAAACCUUGCUUUAAAGAAGGCUUAAAGACUGUGGACACUGAAGACUGCAGCGGCUUCUAUGUUUGCAACAAUUUGGCUUGGGUUCGAUACCAAUGCCCGCCAUUGUUGAUGUAUAACAAUAAGACCGGCGUCUGCCAGUGGGAUGUGAAGGUGGACACGUGCGACAAAGGGACGUUUAUAUGGCCAACUACAACAACAACGACAACAACGACAACGACGACGACAACAACACCAACGACGACAACAACAACAACAACACCAACGACGACAACAACACCAACGACAACAACAACUCAAGCCACAACAGAACCAACCACGGUCGCCACUACGACAGAACCAACAACAGCAGAACCAACGACCUUGACCUUAGAGGUGACCUCUUCCGCCACAUCAGAUAGUGACACAGAAACCUCAAACAUCACCACCCCUGUCAGCACUGAGUCGCCGGGGAAUACUUCCACAGUGAUACCGGACCAAGACAAAGAAAUCACACUUGUGAUAACUGGGGAGAAUUCUACAGGCGCCGAGGUGAAGCUGACGACAAAGUUUCAGGUCAACAUCUUAAAUGCUAGAGGCACGGCCACAGCGGGGCGCUAUCUCAGCCUUAAUAUCUUCAUCUUUUCACUGGUUUUCAGCCUGUUCCUAUGGCAUUCCUAGAGGGGGGUUUAGUACCUUUACCAGGAGUUGAACCCGGAUAUCGAGACAAGUGGGAACUAAAAAAAAACUGAUCCACUAUUUCUAUAAAUCACUUGUAUUCUCGCUUUGAAGUUUGCAUCACCAGUUGUAAAGUAGAAGACGAUGGCUGUGGUGAUGUUUACUUGUAUGCAGUCUUAACAAGGUAGCUGUCUACGUGACAGCCACUACUCGAACCUACAUUAUGUUAUCAAAAUAUUGAGAAAUACCUUUUGAAAUACAUUUACCUUAUUCAAGAUCUAAGAGAUUGUGUUAUGACGAAGCUUCUAAGAGAUAUUAAUAGACAAAAAAAGUUUAUAAUCCACAUGUGAAAAAAGACUAUGCAACAAUAUGAUGUGGUUCUUCGGAGAAAUACUUCUUAUGUUGCGUUCUGUAUAUUUAUUUAUUCCAUUCGUAUUCAUUGUACUUCCUUCGUUUUAGGUUUCUGUAUAUUUUCCCCAGUAACCGUUGUGUUUGAAACGUUUUGUCCCAAACACUCCUAACGCAUUAGCACCAGUGCACGGUCGCAACUAAAAUAUUCUACGAAUUAAAGGGGAAAUGAUUGUUUUCCCCUGGCUCAUCUACUACAGCUGUGAGUUUCUGAUUUGUUGUUCCUGAUUAACGAUGUUCAGCUGUAAAUAAAUUUGAAAAGCUUGAAUA